Musa acuminata subsp. malaccensis (wild Malaysian banana) is the source of this 2871-nucleotide messenger RNA. Its product is annotated as subtilisin-like protease SBT3.6. Gene Ontology annotation, molecular function: serine-type endopeptidase activity. NCBI's taxonomy places the organism in Eukaryota, Viridiplantae, Streptophyta, Magnoliopsida, Zingiberales, Musaceae. Gene Ontology annotation, biological process: proteolysis. The record is from RefSeq and is a predicted model, not a curated record.
GGCCGCGAAAGGGAUGGAUGAGCUCCGGCCCUCUCUCUGUCUCUCUCUCCCCACUGAUGGUGGACGUUGCUGUUGUAAUCACCCUGCUCUAUCUUUCUCAAUUCUACACGCGUUUCUCCCACUGCUGUCGCCUUCCUCUCUCUCUCUCUCGCUCUCUCUCUGUAUCCGUGCUCGUCACCAAACCACCCAGAAAAGAAUCCACUGGGCGAGUCAACCCACAUCGUCUUCCACUCCUAUUUGCCUGACACACUCAAAAAGCCAUACUCCCAAGCACCAAUCAUGGAGGAGUGACUUCAACCCCAAGCGAGGCGAACAGUAGCGGCGCUUUCCCCCAAGCAUGAACUCGGAGUCCAACGUGGAUCCACCGACACAGCCCCGAACGGAGCGAGAAAUUACAGAUCGCAGUCACCUCUUUCACUCCAUGAUUGCACGACCACUGCGCCAGUACAAUCGACUCCUCUAUAUAUGAACUUGUUCCUCGAUUGCUCCCGAAACCAUGGCUGCUUCUUCAUACUUCACGCUUCCUUUCCGUCUGCUACUGCAUCUCCUGCUCCUCGGUCUAUUUUCUGCAAGCAAUGUCUACAUCGUUUACAUGGGAGAGAAGGCGCAGGACGAACCAGCGGCAGCUACGGAGCUGCAUCACGCAACGCUGUCCACCGUGCUUGGAAGCAAGCAAGCGGCCACUUCCUCGAUUCUUUAUAGCUACAAGCACGGAUUCUCGGGGUUUGCCGCCGUUCUGACAGAAUCUGAGGCAGCUCGUGUUGCCGAUUUGGCGGGAGUUGCUCAUGUCGUUCCGAAUCGGAUUCUUGAUCUGCACACGACAAGGAGUUGGGAUUUCCUUCAUCUGAAGUCAAACCCUUCGGGUGGGCUUCUUGAGAUGAGUCGGUCCGGUGAUGGGUCGAUCAUUGGGGUACUAGAUACUGGAAUAUGGCCCGAGUCCGAAAGCUUCAGCGAUCGUGACAUGGGAGAGAUUCCAUCUCGUUGGAGAGGAGUCUGCCAAAAAGGAGAGAAGUUUCAUGUUUCUGACUGCAAUAGGAAAAUAAUUGGAGCACGAUGGUACAUCAAAGGAUAUGAAGCUGAAUUUGGAAAGUUGAAUACAAGUGACAUACUGGAGUUUCUAUCUGCUCGUGAUGCAGUCGGACAUGGUACACACACAUCAUCUACUGCUGCUGGUGCAUUUGUAGGUAAUGCGAGCUUUAUGGGAAUUGCUCGAGGAAUAGCAAGAGGAGGUGCUCUAAGGGCUAGGUUGGCUAUUUACAAGGUGUGCUGGGCUACUGGUGGUUGCAGCUCUGCGGACAUCCUUGCCGCUUUUGAUGAUGCAAUACAUGAUGGGGUAGAUGUGCUUUCAGUGUCUUUGGGCCAAUCACCCCCACUUCCUACCUACAUUGAGGAUGUUCUGGCCAUUGGUUCUUUUCAUGCUGUGGCCAGAGGGAUAACUGUUGUCUGCUCUGCAGGAAAUUCUGGUCCUUUCUCACAGACUGUGAUAAAUACGGCUCCUUGGGUUAUAACCGUUGCAGCAAGCACGAUAGAUCGAACUUUUGUGACAUUCAUAUCCCUUGGGAACAACGUAACAAAAGCGGGUCAAGCAUUAUACCUCGGGGAGCAUGUGGAUAAGUUCUAUGGGAUAGUUUAUGCUGAAGAUAUUGCUUCAGAUAAUGCAGACAGUACUGAUGCCCGAGGUUGCGGUGCAGGUUCGCUAAACGCAACUCUAGCAAGAGGAAAGGUUGUUCUAUGUUUCCAAACUCGGGACCAAAGAUCCCCUCUUGUUGCUUCAGACACUGUACGAAGAGCUCAUGGUGUUGCCGUUAUCUUUGCACAGUUCCUGACUAAGGAUAUUACCUUUGCUUUUGAUUUCCCCUGCGUCCAAGUUGACCUUGAAAUUGGAACAUCUAUACUCACUUACCUGGGCAGCACAAGGAAACCUAUUGUGAAGUUUAGCACCACAAAGACUGUGCUGGGGACAGUGAUUGCCCCUGAAGUGGCGUACUUCUCAUCUCGAGGUCCUAGUUCACUUUCGCCGUUUGUGUUGAAGCCAGAUAUCGCCGCACCUGGUGUAAAUAUCUUAGCAUCUUGGUCACCAGCUUCCCCUCCACGCAAUAUGCCUCCGCUUAACUUCAAGAUCGAGUCAGGUACCUCCAUGUCCUGUCCUCACAUUUCUGCAAUUGCUGCUCUUCUCAAAUCAAUCCAUCCUAAUUGGAGCCCGGCUGCAAUAAAAUCUGCAAUAGUCACAACAGCCUCUACUAUCGACGAGUAUUCUCUUGGCGUAGUAGCUGAGGGAGCUCCUCACAAGCAAGCUAACCCAUAUGACUUUGGAGGUGGACAUGUGGAUCCGAACAAGGCCAUCGAUCCUGGCUUGGUAUAUGACAUGAGAGUGUCUGCUUAUGUGCAUUUCCUGUGUUCCGUGGGCUACAACAACUCAGCCGUGAGUUCAUUGACACAACAUCCCACCAUCUGCCAUGACAUAUACCAAUCACACAAGGACCUAAACCUCCCUUCCAUAACCAUCCCUCAGCUGAAAGAGAGCUUUACAGUCACAAGAACAGUCACAAAUGUCGGUCCAGCGACAUCUACCUACACUGCUCAUGUGGAAGCACCUCGAGGGGUAAGCGUUCGUGUCAGACCCUCAAUCUUAGCGUUCAACUCGACCGUGCAGAAGCUCAAGUUCAAGGUGACAUUCGGGUCGCGGCUGAAGGUGCAAAGCGGAUACUUGUUUGGGAGUUUGACAUGGAAAGAUGGAGUCCACCAUUUGGUUAGAAUUCCACUGGCAAUUCGCAUUGUCAUCGAUGAGUUCGAUAUUUACACUUAAUAGGAUUGUCUUCUUUCUCCUUGUUCAUAAGUGUCUUUGAAAUAGAGCAGGGAGUAGAUUGUGAC